GGCAUCCCACUGAUGCCAGCAAGCCACAGGGUAAUCUUCACUGCCUCCUGGAUGCAAGGCCAGGCCUUCUUCCGUGAGCUUUGCCACUUUCUUCUUUAUGAAUCAAGUUCUCCCAGGCAACGGUAAACUCUACAGGUGCUUAGGUGCCUGCAGGACCUCCAGAUGGGAUAGAGUCGGAAAGUGGCCUUUCGUCUCAGUUACCUUGGCUGUGGGCUUUAUAUGCACAAAGAGACACUGAUGAAAAGCGUGCAACAGAAAAUGCCAUGGGAGGAUUUCUUGUAGCCCUUGAACCGGCUGCUUAGCCAGGGAUGGUGUUGAACUUCUGCUCCUCCUGCCUCCAUCUCACAAGUGCUGAGCUGCAUUCCCCACCACCGCCACCCAGAUUCAUGUUCUCACUGCCAUUGAGGACAGCUCGCUCCUGAAUUCUCUCAGUAUGCCCAGACCCAAGCCUGGCUCUGAGUGUUCCAAGAUCCCUGCACAGCCGUUAUGACGCAGCCAUGGUAGGAAGCAUGAGACAUUGAGAUGGAGAGACACUCGGAGAUUCAGCACGGUGGCCAUCUCCCUCAGCCUUACAUGCUAUGACGAACCUUCUUGCUUCCAUGGGACAGCCUAAUAAUCAAAAGGUUAAGCUUCACUGGUCAGGAGGAACCACGGGCCCCCAGAAGUGAAUAAAAACCCCCGAGCCUCACCAGCACCGACCACCUUCCACACUGCUGGCCACUCGACCAUGCGAUCCCGUUCCUUCCUGCCUGUCCUCUUCCUCUUUGUGAUGAUGAUGCUGAGAGGAAAGGCUGGCCUUGUCCCAGGGGAAAAGCAGUGCAUUUCGUUGAAAGGAAUAUGCAAAGACCUAGCGUGCACAUCCUCAGACGAUACUAUUGGCGUAUGUAACGACGUGAAGAAGUGUUGUAGGAAGUGGUGGGUGUUUGAACCCUACCCAACACCCGUUCCCAAAGGAAAGUCUCCUUAGAGGGAAGAACAUGAUAAGCCCUUCAAACUCCAGAAAACAUGGACGAGCUCUGCAGAGUUCUGCUUACUACACUCACCUUCUCCCUUGCCUGCAAAUAAAUAUCCUGCGUCCGUA
Mus musculus (house mouse) is the source of this 1081-nucleotide messenger RNA. RefSeq names its product defensin beta 47 (gene Defb47). The record is from RefSeq and is a predicted model, not a curated record. Gene Ontology annotation, cellular component: extracellular region. Bases 728 to 967 code for a protein of 79 amino acids. The transcript has 6 exons. Lineage: Eukaryota; Metazoa; Chordata; Mammalia; Rodentia; Muridae.